This is a messenger RNA of Hyposmocoma kahamanoa, 7849 nucleotides long. RefSeq names its product protein lap4 (gene scrib). Gene Ontology annotation, cellular component: postsynaptic density; adherens junction; postsynaptic membrane. Gene Ontology annotation, biological process: neurotransmitter receptor transport postsynaptic membrane to endosome; neurotransmitter receptor transport, endosome to postsynaptic membrane. Lineage: Eukaryota; Metazoa; Arthropoda; Insecta; Lepidoptera; Cosmopterigidae. The record is from RefSeq and is a predicted model, not a curated record. The transcript is spliced from 35 exons. Gene Ontology annotation, molecular function: protein binding. The coding region runs from base 16 to 6708 and encodes 2230 amino acids.
AGUGUAGUGUCCAACAUGUUUCGAUGUAUACCUUUGUUCAAAUGUAAUCGCCAAGUGGAAUGUGUGGACAAGCGGCAUUGCUCGUUGCCAACAGUACCUGAAGACAUCUUGCGAUAUUCCAGGAGUUUGGAGGAGUUGUUUUUGGAUGCGAAUCACAUAAGGGAUUUGCCGAAGAAUUUCUUCCGGCUACAUCGCCUCCGAAGAUUAGGCCUUAGUGAUAAUGAAAUUCACAAGCUUCCACCUGACAUACAAAAUCUAGAAAACUUAGUAGAACUAGAUGUAUCUCGAAAUGACAUUCCUGAUAUUCCGGAAGACAUCAAGAAACUGCGGGCGCUGCAAAUCGCAGACUUCAGCAGCAAUCCGAUCCCGCGAUUGCCGGCCGGUUUUAGCCAGCUUCGAGCACUCACCGUUCUCGGCCUCAAUGACAUGUCCCUUACGAGCCUGCCUAGCGACUUUGGAAGCUUGGUGUCUCUACAAUCGUUGGAACUGAGAGAAAAUCUGCUGAAGUCGUUGCCGGAGUCACUCAAGAAUCUGACUAAGCUAGAACGAUUGGAUUUGGGUGAUAAUGAGAUCGAAGAACUGCCGGGAUUCAUCGGAGAACUGCCAGCGCUCGAAGAACUGUGGUUGGACCACAACAAACUACAGUAUUUGCCGCCGGAAAUCGGCAAUUUAAAGGCUUUAGUUUGUCUCGACGUCAGCGAAAACAAACUGGAGAAAAUUCCAGAAGAAAUCGGGGGCUUGUGCUCGCUGACUGACCUCCACCUCUCCCAAAACAUGCUAGAAACGGUACCAAGAGGCACCGGUGAUCUAUCAAAGUUAGCUAUACUGAAGUUGGACCAAAAUAGAUUACAUACGUUAAAUGAAAAUGUAGGAAGGUGUACAAAUCUACAAGAGCUUAUAUUAACGGAGAAUUUCUUAAUGGAACUGCCCAAGUCGAUAGGGAAUCUCAAUAAGUUGACCGUACUGAACGUAGAUAGGAAUUCAUUGGCUGAUAUACCGGUGGAGAUCGGGAACAUGAUGCUGCUCGGUGUUUUGAGCUUACGGGAUAACAAGUUGACAAGACUGCCGAAUGAGUUGGGCAACUGCAAAUCACUGCACGUCUUAGAUGUUAGUGGCAACAGGCUUCAGUACUUACCGUACACAUUAGUAAACCUGGAAUUAAAAGCGGUUUGGCUGUCAGAAAACCAGGCCCAGCCAUUAUUGACCUUCCAGACUGACCGCGACGAGAUUACCGGCGAAAACGUUCUCACGUGCUUCCUGCUGCCACAGCUUAGCUAUACACAGCAACCAGAGCUGGAACACACUGCAGAGGUCGGCAGUGGACACUGGUUCAGGGAUCACAGGUUUAAUUCACAAUCGCAGGAACUAGACAGAAUCAGAGAAUCUUCGAUACCCCGUGACCGGGACUCCGACAACGACGAUUGGGAAGAAAAGGAGGCGUCUCGCACACACUCCGUCAAAUUUACAGAAGAGAUUCCCGAAGCGAAAGAGACUCCGUUCGUCCGUCAAAACACGCCACAUCCAAAGGAGCUUAAGGCCAAGGCACAUAAGCUGCUCGCCGGUCGCUCGCCUGAGACCGUCACGCAGAAAGAAACGCCUACUACUAACGGUCUACCGCUGUCGCCGCCUGUGCCUACACCUGCUAUGGAACCACCUAGACCGGUAUUCAUCCCACCGCCUCCACCCGAAAUUACGAAAGAGGAAGAAAGCGAUCGGGAAACCAACCACGAUAGAGAGUCGUCAGACGCCGAAAACGACGAGAAUGAAGAUUCUGAGGAAUUAGAGGCCAUAAAGAAACGGGAGCAACAGGAAGAAUUGAAGACUGAUGACGAGGAACGACGAUCGGAUGAUAUUCCUGAUGGUGAAUCAGUGUCGGAACGCACAGAAAGCGAAGCCCGUGUAGUAAACGACCAGCGGUGCAUAGAAGUGCGCAUCGCUCGUGCUGCUGGCGGGCUCGGCCUCAGCAUAGCCGGUGGCAGAGGCUCCACGCCUUACAUCGGCGAUGACGAAGGCAUUUUCAUAUCUCGAGUCACUCCCAACGGCCCUGCCUACCUAGCUGGUCUCAGAGUCGGUGAUAAGGUGCUCUCAGUGAAUGGUCAAUCUGUCGUGGAUGUGGACCAUUAUUUCGCGGUUGACGUGCUGAAAGCCAGUGGCGCGACACUUACUCUCGUCAUCACCAGAGACACGCCAAACUCCACCAGAACACACAGUCGAGCUCCAAGUGGCGCGAGUCACCAUUCUUUGUCAACGAAUGACACUGUUUCUACAUUGGAAAAUGGACAGGUGCAAACCGGGCGCGGUAUACCAACAAAACCUCUUAUCAUCGGUAACCAAUACGCUCAGGAAUUCGAACCAGAAAUUAAGGAACAAAAACAAGUCAACAAUGUUACGCCAAUCACACCGAGGGGGCUUUACAGCCCGUCACCGGCGGUACAAAUCACUACGGACACAUAUCAGAGACUUCAGGCAUCGCCACCGCCGCCUGUGACACAACCUUAUGUACCUCCUGUAUAUCAACAAAAGGUGCUAGUCCACACUACGCUGAUACGCGAUGGCGCAGGGCUAGGAUUCAGUAUAGCUGGUGGCAAAGGUUCCCCUCCUUACAGAGAGGACAGUGAUGCCAUUUUCAUCUCGCGUAUCUCGCCACAAGGUGCUGCGGCGAAGGAUGGGAAGAUGCAAGUCGGGGAUAAAGUCAUCUCGAUAAACGGCGUAGAUAUGGAGAACGCCCCUCACGAACUUGCCGUCUCUCUUCUCACAGGGCACGAAAGAUUCGUGCGGCUCGUGCUACAGCGUACUAUCACACCUGAUCAGGAUCCGAUUCAGCGGAAGUCGACAUCAACUUCAGAAGAAGUGAGAGAGCACAAGCCGACCGUGCAACUUGUAACGGUGUUGGCAGCACCGAAACCCACCAAUCACGAAACCGCACCACUUGUGGGCAACCAUACUGCUCCACCCGCACCUCGCAUCUCACACUCCACCCCCACCCCCAUCCCUUCAGUGGUGCCCGUGCAAAAGCCCCCUCCAUUCACAACCAUUGGCGCGGUUCCGCCGCAGCCCGCACCGAGAAGACUUAGCCAACCCAAUGGACAGCCUGGCACGAAAUCGACACCUAACAGUACGAGCACGCCUCUAACUCCCGGCGCGAAUAAUAUGCACGGGUCCACCGACGACGUUUUCGACGAUAUACAGCCUCGGCCGAUCACGAACGAGGACUUCCAAGCGAUGAUCCCGGCGCACUUCCUGGGAGGUCCACGGGCGACUAGCACCGAGCCACCUUCCAGCGGGGUUCGCGUGACAGUGGAGCGUGCGGGUGCGGCUGCCAUGCUGCCCCCACCCCCCGCGUCUCUCGGCCGCGUCACCGAAACAAUCACCAAGUCCACCUUCACCGAGACCACAGUGACGCGGGUCACUGACAACAACCUCGUGGCGCCGCUCAUCGCCGAAGAUGUCGUACUGAUGAAGGAAGGUGGGUCUCUUGGCUUCAGCAUUAUUGGGGGUACGGAUCACUCUUGCGUACCGUUUGGGGGCAAGGAUCCGGGAAUAUUCAUAUCACACGUGGUACCAGGAGGCGUAGCAGCCCGAUCAGGCAAGUUGCGCAUGGGCGAUCGAUUGCUAAAGGUCAACGGACACGAACUAGUCGGUGCUACACACCGCGACGCCGUUCAACUGCUACUAACACCCGGACCUACCCUUACGUUAACUGUGCGGCAUGAUCCUCUGCCCAUCGGUUUCCAGGACCUAACAAUAACGAAACAAGAAGGCGAGAAAUUAGGUAUGCACAUAAAGGGUGGGCUGAACGGUCAACGUGGUAAUCCUAAUGAUCCUAACGACGAGGGCGUCUUCAUAUCAAAGAUCAACAGUGGCGGCGCUGCCAGGAGAGACGGACGACUUAAGGUCGGCAUGCGUCUGCUAGAAGUGAACGGCAUAUCUUUACUCGGCGCGACGCACAAUGAAGCCGUCAAUGCCCUGCGUUCAGCUACGAACGCGCCAUUACAUCUUAUCGUAUGUCAAGGAUAUACGCGACCAGAGAAGUAUACUACCGGUAGCGAGAGCGGGACGGCGGACACCGGCGGCUCUCUGUCUCACUCAACGUCAAGCCUGGACCGAGAUGAGCCCUUGCACCCGCAUCAACCGGAGCAGCAUUUCCAACAGGAUCUGGUUGAGUUUGAACACGAGAAACAAGUCGCAGAAAUGAGAGAAAAGUCUACACCAGAAAAAGUAUUAGACAUUGUUCACGCCGUAGAAAGUAUCGCAUUGGAGCCUCGGCCGAUGUCGCCGACGUCACCAGAGCCGCAACACAAGACCACUACCGUUGUAAUGUCCAAACAUACGCUGCAACCUCAGUCGUCUAGCACGCAAGCGUCGCCUCCUUCGCCGCUAGCUGUGUUCACACACCAGAAGGUGCGGACGCCGCCCCCCGCUGCGCCCACUCCCCCUCCGACGCCUGCCGCCGGCACGCCAGUGGAUCCCCCACACUACAAUGCGCCGGCGGCGCCUUCCUCACCAGCCGCCCCGCAGCAGAGGCCGCAGCAGCCGCCACCGCCUCCUCCUAAACCGAAACCACCUGUGCCUCACAAGCCACAAAUGAAGCGAGUUAGUUUUACUCAAGAUCCACACGACGAAUAUGAACGAGAAUCGAUUGACAUGAAACCGAUUACCCAACCCCUCCUGCAUGAGGUGCAUGAAAUCGAAGAAGAGGUUCCUACGGCCUAUGCGACUAACGAUGCAUGCGUGAAAACCAGUAGCUCUUUACUAAUCGAACGAUCGCCAAAAACCGAGCUGGAGGUCUCGAGGCCGGUCGCUAGGGCCAGUCCGAUCCACCCCGAUGACAUCAUCAUUCCUCCUCCGCCUUUGUUCGAUUCGAACGUAAGUGAGAGUCCUCCUGUCUCCGAAGAUGAAAAAGAUAUGAGUUUGCCACCCAUCACCGUAAUUCCCGAGCGGAUAGUGCUGCCGACGCCUGAUGUAGCCGAAACAUCCAUGCAGUCCAACUCUACAAACUCCCCUGAAGCUGAAGUUCCCCCUCCAGUCAAUUAUUCCGCCUUCCCAACGGCUAUUUCUCAUCCCGUAGGCGUUCCAUCUCGUUUAGCUGUUCAAUCACAUGUGCCUCAAUAUCAAGUCUUCCGCACUCCCGAACCCACAUCCUUUAGUAGUGAUGAUUAUUAUAACGAGUUAUCAGUUAGUCCUGGUGGUGAUCCCGAGCCACCAGAGCUAUUACAUGUGCAUUACGGCACCUUGCCGUCUGUUUCGCACAUUCCCCAAUGCUCGUGUAAGUUACACCCAGACAUAACGUUAUCCGAUGACAUUCCGAUACACAUUCCAACACAUUAUUCAUUACGAGAUUUACGUGUAAGAAAUCUUCCAUCGAGCAUAGUUCACUCAUCAACAUAUCCACCCAUCAAUCCGUACCCCUCUCUAACGACGGUUGCGGGCACUUACAAUCCGUAUACUUGCAGUCCUUCGGUGUGUGCCUCUAGUCAUUCCUGCAAUACAUGUUGCAAACCAUCUCCAGUAUCUCCAUCUUUACCUAGCCCCCUCGUGCAAGAUAUAAAUGCAAACGUCACUCGAACCACCCCGACUAAUAAUGAUGAUCGGCCCAAAAGUGUACAGUCAGAAAGAAGAGUGCGUUUCGAGGAAGUGACGACUGCACCCGAACCCGAUUUGUUGUUCAAAAAUUUGGAACUCGAGAGGGAAGCGAACUCCCUGCCCACAUCUAGCCCGAAACCCGCAUGGAGCAGCAAAAUGAAAGCCUUUGCCAUCGGCGAGGCUUCCCCACCUCAUUCUGGUAAUUUUGUGAAAGCGUCUGUUAGCGACAAGAAGAAAUUCUUCGAAAGUGCAAUGGAAGAAAGUCACAAACCGUCGCCCAAGCCAGAGAAAGUUUUCACAUUCUUGUCAGCGGAUGAGGUGGAGAAAUUGAAGCAGGAAGAGGAGCGGAAGGUGGCGUCUCUGUCGCGCGCAGAGCUACGCUCUUGGUCCCCAGGGGAGGACCACCCGAGCGGAUAUAGCUCGCAUUCCGACGACGAACCUUAUGAGAACGGUCAUAGUGCGUCGACGGGUGGAGUAAGUCCGUCAGCAAAGUCAGCAAGACGACGAGCGGAUCGCGAUUCAGCCGAGCCUGAAGACGCAAACACGCGCGCCGCACGUCGCGCUGCUUGGCGAGCCGCGCGCCUGCGUUCACUUGAACAUGAUGCAAUUGAAACAUCAAAAGCCAUAAAAAAUAUGGUGGGUCCAGCCAAUGACAUUAUAGGUGAAAUGCCGUCGCGAGAGAAAUCUCCUUCCGAGAAAUGGCCCCUGCCUCGUAUUGCGUUACGUACAAAACCGGGGCCGAUACUGGCCAUCAAGGAGAAGGAAAAGUUAUUAAACGAGAGAAUAACUCUGCGCACCGAGGAAUAUCUAUGCCCGACCACCGGAGAGACUAAAGUCCGAACCGUCGAGUACAUUGAGAAAGUCAUUGAGAAAGAGGUGGAGACAACGCAAGAAAAAAUAAUAUCGCUGGAGUUAACCACUAGUCCAUGUAGUGAAACAGCGCCUACUGAUUUAGAGGAGGCGGGAAUCAGCUUAGGAGAGGGGGAGAUAGACGGCGGGGAGAAUUCGCUCCAGCCAGAUAUAGUGCAAGUGGUAAACCCGCUGUUGGAUGGCGGCGCGGGACACGUGACCGCCAUACCCGUCGGCCCCGCCGAUAAAAUCACCGCCUACACCGAACAGCCAUAGUAAAACAUCCCCCGAAGAAGUAGUCCAUCUCCGUUACAAUUUGUUCUCAUGACAAUCGACAACUUAUUUUUUCCGACUCGAUGCAUAUCGAGAAUCGAACUCGAUCGUAGAUUUCUUCAAUGAAUCGAAACAAGAAAAGGUAUUGAACGAGUUUCCAUCCUUAAUUUGUAUUGUAACUGUGAUAAUAAGUUUAGAAUACCACCGACUUCAUAUAGAACGGGCAGGUUGAAGAAAUCCACUAACGAGGGACACGUUCUAGUAGCACUUUAUUCUGAUCACAAUUUUAUUUUUCUAUUAAUGUUUUGCGACGGAGAUUUUUUAGAUUUAUCAUAGGUGUUACUAUCUAUUUUGAUAGAGAAUGUUCUUGAAUACUUUACGUAUUUAAUAUUAAUAAUUUUCAUUCCGUGCAAAUUUUUUAUGAUUGACUGAAUGCUGAUGCUGUACCUGCUAAGUAGAAACAUUUGAGAAUGUGAUUUGAUGAGAUAUAGAUUAAUGUUGGACGAGUACGAUUUCAUAUAUGUGGUCUGUAACUGCAUACCAUUGACAGCAGUAUUUAAACACGGUUGGUUCGCCAACUAACGUAAUUGUACAAACAUACGCAAUUUGGCAUCACAUUUCCACCUCGAACAGUAUAAGUUAUUUUUAUUAUUCAUAAUAUUAAUUAGUUUAAAUAUUUUAUUUGUGUAUUGUUGUUAAUCAUUCAGUAUUUGUGUUUACUGGUGUAUUACUAUUUUAAUUUAAAUGUUUUAGUUUUUACUUCUAUGUACUGUGGUGCCUUAAUUUCUCAAAUGGAUUUUUAUGUAAUGUUACGAUGCUAUUGUAUACUUAAUUCAGAUUCAAUUUCAAUAAUUUUUUUGAAACUUUUUAAAUAAUCAUUAUAUUGAAAUGUAAUUGUCGUAAUCCCUUACCGAUGGUAAAGAAAAUUUGCUUAUACGAAAACUGUAAGAUGUAUUCUGAUGGUAAUAUCCGACUAUAAUGCAUAUUGUAUUUUGUCCUUACUCUUAAAAGUGUAUAUUUUCGCUGAUAACUAUAUCAAAUUUAAUACUAUUAAAUAUUGAUGAUGGGAUGAAUGUUUCGAUAUGUCGAAUGAAAGAAUGGUUUUCUAAGUGUGCCCUUUGUACCUUCCCAAGGCUCUUUAGCG